GCGGGGUGGGUGGGGCGGAAAGAAGGACUGCUGAGGAUGUUGAUAACCGCCCUCUUCCCCUCCCUCUUUCGCCUACCUGGGUUGCUCUCUGGCUUGGCAGCUGCUUGUGUUUGGUGACGAACGGUCCACCCGGAAGUUUGUGCUCUCCCCGUCUCCUGCCCUCCCCCGCACGUGCUCCCUCUUUCUCUCGCCCGGUUCUCUGCCCAGGUGACUUCUGAACCUGGAGCAUCUUGUAAAGCCUGUUAUAUUAAGCCUCUGAUGGGACGGGGCCUGACGGCUCCUAACGUCUCUGACAGUUCGCUGUUCUCCUUGCCAGAUGGAUCCUCUUGCUCCAGAGCCAUGGAUCCUUGGGGAGAAAGCAGAAGGACAAUCUUGACUUUCUACAUUUGCAGUGGCUAUCUCUAUUUCUCUCUUUUCCUCCAAAUCUUCUUUACAAAGCAUUUCUUGAUCUCAACUGCUGCAGAUAAAUGGAACAUUGGAGAAAGAUGUCUUGUCCCUGCCACAGAGAGUGGAAAGUUUUGUGAAGCAACAGUGAAAUCCGUCAUGACAGAUGAAAAUGGAAAGUCGUUUGCACUUGUAUUAUUUUCAGGUUCAUUGGAAAAGAAAGUACCUUUAAAAAAACUCCAAAAAAUAACACAUGAUAAAAGUCCUUCAAGAAGUUUUAUGUUUGAUGAUAUUGAUUUGGAAAAGCCUUAUUUCCCAGAUCGAAAACUUCCUUCUCCUACUGUUGCUUUUAAGUUAUCUGAAGAUGGGAUCUGUAUUCCAUAUACAAUUAAUAGAUAUUUGCGUGACUACCAAAGGGAAGGAGCCCAGUUUCUAUAUGGACACUAUUCCCUGGGAAGAGGAUGUAUUCUUGGUGAUGAUAUGGGACUUGGAAAAACAGUACAGGUAAUUGCAUUUUUGGCUGCAGUACUGCGUAAAAAGGGUACACGCAAGGACAUUGAAAAUAAUAUGCCGGAAUUUUUGUUAAAGAAUAAGAAAAAGGAAUCUUCCAUUUCUGCUCCAAAGAAGAUGUUUUUGAUAGUGGCUCCGCUUUCUGUACUUUAUAACUGGAAAGAUGAAUUGAACACAUGGGGAUAUUUCAAAGUCACAAUUUUACAUGGUAACAAAAAAGACAAUGAGCUGAAUCGUAUCAAGCAGGGAAAAUGUGAAAUUGCUCUAACAACUUAUGAGACCCUUCGCUUGUGCUUAGAUGAUCUGAACAGCAUAGAAUGGUCUGCUAUUAUUGUAGAUGAAGCCCACAGAAUCAAGAAUCCAAAGGCGCGGGUAACAGAGGUUAUGAAAGCUUUAAAAUGUAAUGUCCGUAUAGGUCUUACUGGUACCAUUCUUCAAAACAACAUGAAAGAACUUUGGUGUGUUAUGGACUGGGCUAUGCCAGGACUUUUAGGUAGCAUGACUUAUUUCAAGAAGCAGUUUUCUGACCCAGUGGAGCAUGGACAGCGACAUACUGCUACCAAAAGAGAGCUAGCUACUGGCCGAAAGGCCAUGCAGAGACUAGCAAGAAAGAUGUCUGGCUGGUUUCUGAGGCGUACCAAGACUCUGAUCAAGGAUCAAUUGCCUAAGAAGGAAGACAGAAUGGUUUACUGUUCUCUGACAGAGUUCCAGAAGGCUGUUUAUCAAACUGUACUAGAGACAGAAGAUGUAACCUUGAUACUGAGAGCUCGAGAACCCUGUACCUGCCACAGUGGCCGUAAAAGAAAAAAUUGUUGUUAUAAAACCAAUUCAUAUGGAGAAACAGUGAAAGCCCUAUAUUUCAGUUAUCUUGCAAUCCUACAAAAGGUAUCUAAUCAUGCUGCACUGCUCCAGGCCAGUAGUAAUACUAGUAAACAACAGGAAACGCAUCUGAAAAGGAUAUGCAAUCAAGUUUUUUCCAAAUUCAAAGAUUUUAUGCAGAAGAGUAAAGAUGCAGCCUUUGAAACUAUUUCUGAUCCAAAAUACAGUGGCAAAAUGAAGGUUCUUCAGCAGCUUUUAAAUCAUUGCAAAAAAAACAGAGACAAAGUUCUUCUUUUUUCCUUUUCUACCAAGUUGCUGGAUGUUUUGGAACAAUAUUGUAUGGCCACUGGGCUAGAUUACCGAAGACUUGAUGGAAGUACCAAGUCAGAGGAAAGGGUUAAGAUAGUGAAAGAAUUCAACAGCACACAAGAUAUUAACAUUUGCCUCGUCUCUACAAUGGCUGGUGGACUUGGCCUCAAUUUUGUUGGUGCCAAUGUAGUUGUAAUCUUUGAUCCUACCUGGAAUCCAGCCAAUGAUCUUCAAGCCAUUGACAGAGCAUAUAGGAUUGGGCAAUGCCGAGAUGUAAAAGUAUUUAGGCUGAUAUCUUUAGGGACUGUGGAAGAGAUCAUGUACUUACGUCAGGUAUAUAAACAGCAACUGCACUGUGUGGUGGUUGGGAGUGAAAAUGCCAAGAGAUAUUUUGAAGCAGUUCAAGGAUCAAAAGAACAUCAAGGAGAACUUUUUGGGAUCCACAACCUCUUCAAACUAAGAUCUCAAGGAUCCUGCCUUACAAGGGAUAUUUUAGAGAGAGAAGGCCAAGUGGAAGCAGGGGUCAUGACAGCCACUACAUGGUUGAAAGAAGGACCUCCAACACACAAAUUAGAAAUGACUGAAGAUCUUGAAUGUCAAGAACAUAAAAAACAAGGACAAUCUGAUGAAGUACUGGAAAAAGAAGCAUUUGAUCUCUGUUGUGAUUUUAGUGAUGAGGAAUCAAUGGGAAGCUCAAGGACAAAAACUGCUAAAAACAAAAUUUCUGAUAAAAAUAAUACCGCAAUUUCUCCUGGACAGCUUACUUUGCUUCAGUGUGGUUUUUCUAAAUUUUUUGAGGGAAAAAGUGACUUACUUGAGGAUUGUGAUGGAAAUGUUGAUUCUAAUGAUGAAAGUUCAGAUGAUCAAUCCUUGUGCCAUCUAGCAGAACCAGCAGAUAAUAGGAUGGUUGACUAUCAGAAGAGUCAGAGCCCUCAUAAUACUUUGUUGCAUCAGAAAAUAACCAACAACCUAAACCAAAAAGAAAAAUUUAAAUAUCAAAGGAGGCCAGAAACUCUAAAAUACAAUGUUUCUUCUGAUUCUGAUAGUGAAAAAGACUUAAAAAAUAAAGAGGAACAGCACUUCACUUCACCUAAGACCACAGAGACAGAAGAUAGUUCAGAUGAUAGUGAUAUCAUCUUCCCAACACAACUUGUAACUCAAAAAUUGCUUUCUUCUAAGAAUUAUGAACAAGUCUUUGUUGUAUCUGAAGAUUCCAAAGCAGAAAGCCCCUUUAAAAUGACAACCAGUGUUGACCAUUAUUCAAGUUCCAAAAAAUCUGGCUUCAGUGUAAAUUAUUCAACUUAUAAAAAAAUAGACCAUCCACAGAAAUCUAUAAAGGAGACAAAAAAUGUAAGUGAUAUUAGUGAUGAAUCCGAUGAUAUUGACAUAUCCUCAGAAUCAAGGAUAAGAAAGAAAACAACUAGUUCUAUUAAGUUUAAACCAAAAAAAGGAAGCAAAAUGAAACUUCAUGACAAAUUAGAGGUGUACCAGUUACAUUCAUCAGAUUUAGAAAGUGACUCUCACAGUAUAAAUGAUUUUUCAUCUUCAGGUGAUGAGUCAACAGUGAGCAAAAUCACUUUCUCCAAACAGAGUCAUAGGCAAAAUAGCAAGAAAUGCAAGCUUUCUUUCUCAACAGAAUCUCCUAACUAUAACAAGAAAAAUAUCAACUUUUUACAAUGGGAACCCAACGUACUUUCAAAUGAAGAUGGUGACAUUGUUCAAGAACAGAAAGGCGAAUCCAUGGAUAACUUUUUAGAUGGUGUUCAAGAAGUGGCUUAUAUCCAUUCCAACCAGAAUGUGAUUGGAUCAAGCAAAGCAGAAAAUCAUAUGAGCCGAUGGGCCACACGUGAUGUGUUUGAAUUGAAGCAAUUUUCCCAGCUCCCUGCUAACAUAGCAAUAUGCAGCCCUAAGACAUGUGAAAGGAGAAAGAAAAAUUCCUACACAAAGAUUCUGGAGAAAGAACAGCAGCCAAAUAAGGAAAACCAGUCACUUCCUCUUUAUAUUACACAUCCUGUGAUUUCUAAAAAGAAAGAUAUAUACCACGUAGACCAGACCACUUUCAUAAUGGGAGAGACUCCAAAAGGAAUCCGAAGGAAACAGUUUGAAGAAAUGGCUUCUUUCUUCACUUUGUCUUCUACAAAAGAAUUUGCUGAGCUUAUAACAAGUGCCACAUCAGAAGAACGCCAGAAAAUGCUAAGAGAUUUCUAUUCUUCCAGAUAUCCAGAAAUAAAAGAAUUUUUUGCAGAUCAUGAUUCAGAAUUGCUCAGAUCUAAGCAUGAUGAAGGAGAUAGUGUUAAGACUAAAUCGAGAAAGAGAAAAUCCUAUCAGGAAAAAAAACUGUCAGAUAUUGGUCCUUCAGUGAUUAAAGUUUCUACAAGUAGGACUAUACAAAAUUGCAGUCCAAAAAAACAUAAAGAAAAAGUAAAUAAGUUUAAAAAUGAUCAUUCCUGUGGAGAAGUUUUGUCUAAUGAUGCAGAAAAUAAAGAACUAUCCAGUGGUUUUAUCCAAGACCUUGUCAGUGAGAAAAAGAGCCAAGCAUUCAAAGAUACUUCAGUAUCCAACUCUUCAAACAGUAAAUCUGAAAUAUGUAAGAGAAUGUUAGUAAAUACCGUCAAGGACCAACAGGACUUUACAAGAACAGACUGUUCAAGAAGUGAACCUCUUUUGAAAUUUGAAAACAAAAAGAUAGAAAACCAGGCGUUAGAGGACAAUACUGUGGUGGACUUACUUGGUGACACCUCCAUUCUUGAUGACCUCUUUAAAAGUCACGAGGACAGUCCUACACAGUUGCCAAGGAAAGCUCUUUCAAAGCCCGAGGAAAAACCAAAGCAGCGGCCAAGGGAUUUCUGGGACAUAUUGAAUGAACAGAAUGAUGACAGUCUUAGUAAAUUCACAGACUUGGCAGUAAUAGAGAUGUUGUGUGAAAAAGCUCCCCUUGCUACAGCCACUAAACAGAAUGAAGAGCUUGAAAUGUCUCUUUGGAAAUCAAAUGAGAAUUUUUUGUGGAAAAAAAGUGAUCCAAAUGAUUCACAUGGAAGUGUACCCAGCAAAUAGAAUGAUAGGCCUAAAAAAACAAGUGAAUUGAAAAGCUAGUAGAGAUCAGCUAUCAACAUUUGUAUUGGGAUGAAAUACUAAAUGUUAUUAAUUGAAUUCAUUUCUGAAAAAUACAUUUAAUUGAACUCUG
Molecule: messenger RNA, 5206 nt
Organism: Monodelphis domestica (gray short-tailed opossum)
Lineage: Eukaryota; Metazoa; Chordata; Mammalia; Didelphimorphia; Didelphidae
Source: RefSeq, a predicted model, not a curated record